CAAGGGUGACAUGCGCACUGCGCGGAACGCGCUCUCAAGCCUCGGGACGCACAGCGCGAUUCCCGAUGUCUCGCCGUCGUCCAAUGAAGCCUUUGUGACCUGUCCCAUCGGGGAAGCGGUCUCCAAGCUACUUUCCACAGGCGCCAAGGAGAGAAGAAUGUAACUGAAACUGAAAAAAAGUCCCAAAGACACGAUUCGACCCCUCCCUGCACAACCAUACACAGAGGGGCCCGAUGGAAAUGAUGGAUGCUCAGCUGGCCUUGGAGGCCGUGGAGAGACUGCAAGCCAAGCUGAAGGAGCGAGGAGAGGCCCCCACGCAGGAGAAACUCUCCCUGCUGAAGACGGUCCUGCAGAGCCCCCUGUUCCAUAAUAUACUCAGCUUACAGCAAGCUCAGCGGAAGCCCCCGGCGAAGGGAAAGAUUGCAAAGUCCGUGUCCAUGAAUUGUGGCCCUUGCCAGGGUGUGGCGGUGGACGCGAAGGCGCUGAGCCACAGCGACUCCUACACAUGGGCCAUGGAGGACCGGGGGCCCAUCAACGCCAGAUCCGUUCACAGGAUCUCCUCCCUGGACUCGCUGGAUCUGUCCUUCUCAGACAUCUACCCAGACAACUGCGUUCCCACUGAAUCACAGUACUGCACCCCACCUCGAAUCUCCCGCACCAUGUCGAUGGGGCGAAACCUGUCUGCCAUCGCUCACGAGAGGCGUCAUGUGGAGAUGAUAGAGCUGAUUAACGAUGGGAAAGGGCUCGGUUUCGGCAUCAUAGGAGGACGGAGUACAGGUGUCAUGGUGAAGACCAUACUUCCUGGUGGCGCUGCUGGAAGGGAUAAGCGCCUGCGUAGCAGCGAUCAGAUCCUGCGCAUCGGAGACACGGAUCUGGCGGGCAUGAACAGCGAACAGGUGGCACAGGUGCUGCGGAAUGCUGGUACCAAGGUGAAACUGCUUAUUGCCAGGGAUGUUGCCACGGACAACCACCUUUCCUCUCGUGCUCUCAGCCAGGACAGCUUGGACAGAAAGCACAAUGACCUGAGGGACGAAUGUGAGUUCAGCGUGCAGUUCACUAAGAACAGCCGGGGCCUGGGAUUCACCAUUUCCAGCUACAUAGGUGACCUAAACUCAGUCUACAGCGCCGGUGUGACAGUGAAGAGCAUAGUGAAAGGCAGCUCCGUGGAUCAAGAUGGACGCAUCAACAUCGGAGACAUCAUCUUAUCUGUGGACGGGGCGAGUCUGCAGGGCUGCAGCGAGCAGCGCGCCCUGGAGGUGCUGAGGAGGACGGGCCCCCUGGUCCGACUGAGGCUGCUGAGGAAGGUUGUCCGCCUGAGUCACAUCCUGCCCCCGGUCCCUCCGCUGCACCCUCUGCGACACUCCCACAGCUUCCACGAGGGCAACCCCUACCGACUGGGCCUCAACAGGAUCCAAGAGACAGGAAUCUGCUCCCUGCGUGAAAUCUCCCGGCGAGCGGCCUGCGCCAACGGACGCCCCAGACACAGUUACAUAAACGGUGUGAAACUGACUCCGGCUGAGGAAGAGGACCUUAGAAAGAGGUGGCAGAAUGCAGUCGGACAGCGAUAUGAAGUCAUGGUGUGUCAGCUGGAGCGUUUCAGUGAUACAAGUGGUCUCGGCAUCAGUCUGGAGGCGCGGGCGGGACAUCACUACCUGUGCUCCGUAUUACCUGAGGGCCCCGUUGGCCAAAGCGGCAAGAUCUUUACUGGAGACCAGAUACUGGAGGUGAAUGGCAUCCCUCUCAUUGGAGAGUCACAUAAGGAGGUGGUCAAUAUUCUGAAGGAGCUGCCGAAGUACGUCUGCCUCGUGUGCUCCCACGUUGUACCCCCCACAAUUCCCGACAGUGAUGGGGAAGAGGAGGACGACGUCAAUCUCACCCUGAAAGAGCUGCUGGCUGAGUUCAACGACAAGUUGGACCAGGGUUGUGUCCUCCCCUGUCCCACGGCUGAGGACAUCACCAAGCGCGGCGUGCCCCCAAUGUCUCCUCCUUUGGCAAUGUGGGAGCGAGAUGCUCAGGUGGUCGAGCUGGAGAAAGGCGAGUCGGGAUUGGGCUUCAGCAUCCUGGACUACCAGGAUCCUGAAGAUGCCACCAAAACCGUUCUGGUAAUCCGGUCCUUGGUGCCCGGAGGUGUGGCAGAUCAAGAUGGCCGCCUGCUGCCCGGCGACCGACUCAUGUUCGUCAACGAGAAUAACUUGGAAGGCUCCAGCCUGGAUUACGCCGUGUACGUCCUGAAGUCCACCGGCUACGGCCCUGUCCACAUCGGAGUUGCCAAACCUCUGCCGCUGGAACUGUGCGGCGGCUUGACGCCCAUUUCAGAGAGGAGCCUCCAGGCUUCCUGCGAUGACAACCCCUCUGAGGUCAGCCUGCUAGACGAGGCGACGGAGGCCAACAGCAACACCUGCAACUCCGAGGACAACAGCAUCGUCCAGCCGCCUUACACUCCAACGGAGAACCAGCCGCAGCAUCGUUUCCACAACAUGGAGGACGACUACAGGCAGCGGGCGCCACCUCUGCCCCCGCGCACCAGCUUUGAGAGGACAAUCACUGUUGUCCGGGGCAACCGUAGCCUUGGGAUGUCGGUGAGCGCUAUCAAGGACGGCUCAGGCAUGCUGGUGCGCAGCGUGGUCCAGGGGGGCUCUGUCAGCCAGGAUGGCAGGCUGGGGGUGGGGGACGCCAUCUUGGCCAACGGCGAGCCGACCGCCAAUCUGACCAACGCCAGGGCCAGAGCGGCGCUCGCAGACACUCGUCGUAGGGCCCGAGAUCAGCAACACUGUACGAGCCUCAGGGGUGGGGGGCCCAGAGGGACCCCUCGAGGCAUCUCCAACUCUGCCUUGUUCAAUAAUGCAAAUCGUCCCCCCCCCCCCCCCCCCCAGGUGCCUUCGCCGAUAUGCCACCGUGCGGGGAGGAGGAGCCCCGCGAGCGCCGCGCCGCCGGCUGACAGCGGGAGCGACGCCGCCAGGAACAGGAUGCUGCAGCGGUACGGCGGCCUGCCCGGGAGGCUGCACAUGAUCGAGCUGGAGAAGGACGCGGCGGCCCGCGGCCUGGGCAUCGGCCUCUCCUACAAUCAGGGCGGCUCCAGGGCCCGCAUGAGCGUCCACGUGGCCGACAUAGACCCCCGGGGGCCCGCCGGUCUGGACGGGAGGAUACGGGUCGGGGACGAGCUGCUGGAGAUCAACGGGCAGAUCUUGUACGGCCGGAGUCACCAGAACGCCUCGGACAUCAUCAGCAACGCUCCGUCUAGAGUCCAGGUCGUCCUCAUCAGGGACAAAGCGGCUGUGGGUGAGACGGACGCAGCAGAGUGCGGGACAUUAUACACAGGCGUCCAGCACGCCGUCCCACCCCAGGAUCACAUAGGUCUCGGCCAAGAGUCCAAGGACGGGCCCGUGUCCCGGUCCCUGAUCCAGCCCGGCACUGCCAGUAAGGAUGGCAGGAGAGAUGCUGGAGACACAAUACGAGCCGUGGGUGAUCAACCUGUGGCAGGCCUGCCAGGGGCCAAGGUGUCCAGUUUGAUUGGGGAACAGCGGGUCACUGUCGACCUCUCCAACAGUCCCUCCUCCUCCUCCUCCUCCCCCUCCUCUUCUUUGCCACUUUCUCGUCCCAGCUCUCUCACUCCCACGUCCCUCCCCCUCCCCUCCCCUCCACCACCGCUCGGCGCCGCGCAGACCUCUCCCGCCGGGCGCUCUGAUUGUCUGGGAUCGGCCCCCGUAAUGUCGGACCCCCUCCUUUGCCCGGUUGUGGCAGGAGAGGAAUCCACCAUAGAGUUUUGCAAAGGAAACGUGGGCCUUGGCCUCAGCAUCGUCGGAGGAUGUGACUCCCUGCUGGGGGCAGUAAUAGUCCACGAGGUAACCGAUGGAGGAGCAGCACAGAGAGACGGGAGGCUGCAGGCUGGGGACCACAUACUGGAGGUGAACGGCAUAGACCUGCGGCAGGCCACCCACGACGAGGCCAUCGGCGUGCUGCGGCUCACAACCCGGCGCGUCCGCCUCUGCGUCUUCAGGCACCAGGAGGCCUACAGGGAGGAGGACCUGUGGGACGUCUUCAGCCUGGAGCUGUGGCCUCGUCCCGGAGAGGGCCCGGGCUUCUCCACUGUGGGGAAGAGUAAUGACACGGGCAUCUUUGUGUCAGAUCUCAUCAGAGGAGGCGUAGCCGAUUCGGAUGGCAGGUUGCUGCCAGGCGACCAGAUUCUGUCAAUCAACGGGGACGAUGUCCGCGCGGCAUCGCAGGCACACGUGCAGAGGCUGCUACAGGGAUGCAGAGGAGCGCUCCACCUGGAGGUGGCUCGUUUUAAAGCGGGGCUGCAGUACUCCCAGCAGAGCCAGAGCGAGGACUCGGACUGCUCCACCCUGACGCAGUCCAGCGGCUGUGACGCUUCGCCUGGCCACCAGAGGGAGACAGACACCAGGACGGGGAACUACUCGUUUCAAGAGUAUUCCGACGCCAAACACGUUGUAAUGCAAAAGGGUCCAUGUGACUCCCUGGGCAUCAGUGUUGCAGGAGGAGCGGGCAGUCCCCAUGACAACGUGCCUCUUUUUAUUGCUACCAUGGAUACCGAUGGACUGGCUGCCAAGACGCAUCAAUUACAGGCUGGAGACAGGAUCCUCAGUAUCAAUGAUGUGUCCACGGAGGGAAUGACUCGCGUCCAGGCUGGAGCCCUGCUGCAGAGCGCCACCGGAACCAUCCGUCUGCAGGUGGCAGCCGCUUCUAGUGGACGCAGCACAAUGGACCACGCUGACGAGCACGCGCCGUCGUCAGGGCAACCCAGCGGCCUGCCCCGCUUUCACAACAACCCCUGCGCUGGCGCGUAUCGGACCGUCGCUCUGCAGAGGGGCUCCUCGGGCCUGGGCUUCAGCAUCGUCGGGGGCUUCGGCAGCCCUCACGGAGACCUGCCCAUCUACAUCAAAACCAUCUUCAGCAAGGGGGCGGCCGUGGAGGACGGCAGGCUGAAGCGCGGGGACCAGAUCGUCGCCGUGAACGGACACUGCCUGGAGGGCGCGACCCACUGCGAGGCCGUGGACAUCCUGAAGAAGAAGACGAGUGGGACGGUGGUGCUGACGGUGCUCUCCUGAGGGACCUCGCCGCGUUCCCUCAGUUCGCCUCGCACCGGCAAGGCCGCCAACUUCUGUGGAUUUGGUUGGAAAAUCACAAGAGGAGCAGAGAGUGUUCCUCUGAAGUUACAACAACACCUCUAACUGGGUGUGUUCCCGUGAAGGUAUUAUGUAGAGCUAAUGUGUUUGUGUGAUCAUGAAUAUACCUCCAUUAAUAAAGCCGGAUACAUUUAAUGUAACCAUAGGCACCAGAGGCUGCUAUGAAAUAAGCUAACUGCCGGUUUAAUGUUGUCCUAGUUGUUCGGUACAUGGUCCUUAUGAUAUGAGCAUGCAUUGAAUAUGUAGAUCAUUGGCCCAUGUGAAUAAAGAAGCGUCCUGGAAAAGCUCUGACCUUUGCGACCUUUGCAUCGAGGCGCAGUGUCACGCGGAUUCUCACAUGCCAAGUGCUUCUGCCAAUCUUUUGUACGGCAAUGGGCUGUCAGGACGUUUUUCUCUUUUUAUACCUGUCAUACCCGUCUUCUGAUCCAUCUUCUGCUAAAUCGUUACUUAUGGUCCAUACUGAAGACGACUGUUCUUUCUGUUAGGGAGGAUCUCCACGUAACCUCGUCCCUGUUUUUUAUAUGAUUCAAUGCGUUCUGUGAUAUUUAUGUUCUCACUUACAUUGUGUUUCUUGAUGUCGUUCAUGUCAGUGGCCCCUAGAGUUGGGUGACAGACCGUGUUUCGGAGGUGGGGUUGGCGUCUUGUCACUUUGUGUUAACUGAAUGUACUGCGAGUGAUCUUAUUAAAG
Messenger RNA from Pungitius pungitius (ninespine stickleback), 5832 nucleotides. Its product is annotated as multiple PDZ domain protein. The record is from RefSeq and is a predicted model, not a curated record. Gene Ontology annotation, biological process: tight junction assembly; microtubule organizing center organization; regulation of microtubule cytoskeleton organization. Gene Ontology annotation, cellular component: bicellular tight junction; cytoplasm; plasma membrane. Lineage: Eukaryota; Metazoa; Chordata; Actinopteri; Perciformes; Gasterosteidae. Gene Ontology annotation, molecular function: protein binding.